Messenger RNA from Ricinus communis (castor bean), 549 nucleotides. RefSeq lists its product as uncharacterized. The coding region runs from base 1 to 549 and encodes 182 amino acids. The transcript has 2 exons. NCBI's taxonomy places the organism in Eukaryota, Viridiplantae, Streptophyta, Magnoliopsida, Malpighiales, Euphorbiaceae. The record is from RefSeq and is a predicted model, not a curated record.
AUGCCUAGAUAUGCGAAGUUCUUAAAGGAGAUCCUUAGCAAUAAGAGAAAUUUAGAGGACUUGGCGAUCGUGACCCUAAAUAAGGAGUAUUCGGCUAUACUUCAGAACAAAUUUCCAAAAAAGAAGCGUGAUCCAGGGAGUUUUACUAUCCCUUGUGUGAUUGGUGAUUUGACAAUUAGCAAUGCUUUAGCUGACUUAGGAGCUAGCACUAAUUUAAUGUCGUACAGUUUGUUUGCCAACUUGGUGUUGGGUGAGACUAAACCCACCAGGAUGAGCAUACAGUUAGCUUAUAGGACUGUUAAGUAUCCUAGGGGUAUUGUAGACGAUAUACUUGUUAAUGUUAACAAAUUUAUAUUUCCUGUUGACUUUGUGAUCAUGGACAUGGAUUGUGAGAGUAAUGUGCCUUUGGUUCUAGGUCGACCUUCCCUUGCAAUGUCUAGGGCUAUUAUAGAUGUUUGUGAUGGAAAGCUUAAACUUAUGGAGAUAUUGCUUGAUGAUCCUUUACCAGUUGCUUUGCAGCCAGAGGAUGAGCAUGAGCUAUCCAAUUAG